Molecule: messenger RNA, 154 nt
Organism: Ilex paraguariensis (yerba mate)
Lineage: Eukaryota; Viridiplantae; Streptophyta; Magnoliopsida; Aquifoliales; Aquifoliaceae
Source: the annotation of a GenBank genome assembly
GUAUGGGCUUGGCCCCGACCCAGCUAUCAUUUCAGUCAUUAUCCCUGCUGUUGUUCCAAUUGCCCCUCCUUCUGCUGUUAAAAAGGAUUUUCCUUCUACGGGCCUUGAAGAAGACACUACUACUCCCUCAAGAAGGAACAGGAAGAGAUCCUAG